AUGAAACCACCAAUACUUGUCCCACCGGUACCCAAAAAGCCAUUGUUGGGGGCUCUACUUGCUCAAUACCUAGAGGAAACUGGAAAGGAGAAUACAAUAUACUACAUCAGCAAGAAGAUGUUGCCUUAUGAAGAAAAGUAUUCACCUUUAGAAAAGACAUGCGUAGCACUUGUUUGGGCAACUCACAAACUCAAACAUUAUAUGCUUGCCUACAAGAUUUUGUUGAUUGCAAGAAUGGACCAUUUGAAGUACUUAAUGGAAAAGCCUGUGCAAGAUGGGAAGACUGCUAAAUGGGCUUUGCUUUUAUCAGAAUUUGAUAAUGAAAACGAGACACAGAAAUCUGUAAAGGGGAGAGCAAUUACUGAUCACUUAGCCCCUUAUUCACUAGAAGAAGCUGAAAAGAUCCAAGGAGACUUUCCAGAUGAAGACAUCAUGGGGAUUGAGGUAGAAUCAUGGAAGAUGUAUUUUGACAGAGCCACAAAUCAAAAUGGAAAUGGAAUUGGAAUUCUCUUAAUUUCUCCAAAAGGGACACACAUUCCAUUUUCUGGCAAACUCAACUUUCCUGCCACCAACAAUACCACUGAAUAUGAAGCUUGCAUCAUGGGAUUACAAGUAGCACUAGGCCUUGGAGUGAAAGAGUUGGAGGUAUACGGAGACUCAGCUUUGAUAUCCUCCCAGAUUCAAAAUAAAUGGAAGAUCAAAGAGGAAAGGCUAAUGCUUUAUCAUGAACGCCUUCAAAAAUGGGCAUCAAAAUUCAACAGGAUUCGAUAUCGAUAUGUGCCAAGGAUGCAGAAUCAAAUUGCAAAUGCUUUAGCAACCAUGGCAUCCAUGAUGGAUGGGCCUAAGAAAGAUGAAACCAGACCAAAAGUGGUGGAACAAAAAGAAGAACCAGCCUACUACACGACAAUAAAAGAGGAUGAAGGAAAGAAUGGGGAAGGUGAAUGGUAUUCAGACAUCCUACAAUACCUCAAGGAUGGGACAUACCCUAAGUUUGCAGACAAGAAUGACCAAUUAACCAUCUGGAAGUUGUCUACUAAUUACAAUAUUUGUGGUGAAAGGCUUUACAGAAGAUCAUAUAAUGGAAUUCAUCUCCUUUGUGUAACCACCAAGGAAGCACAUCAAAUAAUUGAAGAGUUUCAUGAGUCAAGUUAUGGGCCACAUAUGAGUGCACACAUGCUAUUAAGAAAGAUAAUGAGACAAGGUUACUACUGGACUACUAUGGAAGCUGACUGUGUGGCUCAUAUUCAAAAAUGCUAUCAAUGCCAAGUCUAUAGAGAUCUGAAGCACAUGCCACCCAUGCCACUACACACCAUGACAUCACCCUGGCCAUUCUCUACAUGGGGAAUAGACAUUAUUGGGAAAAUUCACCCAACAACAUCUAAUGGUCAUGAAUUCAUACUUGUAGCCAUUGAUUACUUCACCAAAUGGGUAGAAGCCACCUCAUAUAAGGUUUUGAAUUCCAAGAAAGUUGCUCAAUUCAUUCAGACCAAUAUCAUUUGCAGAUAUAGGGUACCACAUGAAAUUAUCCCUGACAAUGGGCAACAUUUCAAGGGAGAAACAAAGAAGCUACUAUGA
Molecule: messenger RNA, 1575 nt
Organism: Quercus robur (English oak)
Lineage: Eukaryota; Viridiplantae; Streptophyta; Magnoliopsida; Fagales; Fagaceae
Exons: 1
Coding region: 1-1575 (524 amino acids)
Biological process (GO): DNA integration
Molecular function (GO): RNA-DNA hybrid ribonuclease activity; nucleic acid binding
Source: RefSeq, a predicted model, not a curated record